Molecule: messenger RNA, 1475 nt
Organism: Hymenoscyphus albidus
Lineage: Eukaryota; Fungi; Ascomycota; Leotiomycetes; Helotiales; Helotiaceae
Source: the annotation of a GenBank genome assembly
CAGGCCUGGAGGAAGUCCGCCCUGCCCAGUAGCAACACAGCCCAGGUGAGCCUACGAGAUCCCGCCAAGCCUGAAUUCAGAGUACGUACUAGCAACUCUCGCAUUGGUAGCUAGCCAGCCAGCAUUCAAUAUCCAUACCUCUCCAGGUAGUCUAUCCAUCACCUCUCCCUCCACAAAGGAUACCUACUGUAUACCUGUACCAUAGGAUCCUCUUUGCUCUCCAAACGCCUCUUCAUCCGUCAUGCCAGCUCCUCCCAAGCAACGUAAGAUAGCCAUUGUCGGUAGUCGAUCAGUCGGUAAGUUGGGAUGGUGAUGCUAUUGCAUGUGUUGUAGGGAAAGUGGCGGUCGCCGUUCAUAAUCAAAAGAAGGGGAUGGGGAAAGGGAAAGGGAAAGCGAAAGCGAAGGCCUUCUUAUCUUUCCACCUCCCAUCUCCCACCUUCCACCCAAUAUCUUCACAUCUUCACAUCCUCACAUCUACACAUCCUCACCACUGCACCGCCGCCUCUAAUUUCUCUCAUAGGGAAAUCUUCACUCACCGUUCGCUUUGUCGACGGGCAUUUCGUAGAGAGCUACUACCCCACCAUCGAAAACACCUUUAGCAAGGUCAUCAAGCACAAGGGGCAGGAAUAUGCCACGGAGAUCAUCGACACCGCGGGGCAGGUGGGACACUUUUAUUCCGAACUCUGAUCACUUUCCCAUUUGCCAUCCAUCAAAUCCAUGGAUGCGCACCAAGCACUUCUUGUCACAUGGCGCCACCACAUCCUCCUUCCCCCAACCAGAGGCGCGUGGCACAAGAACGUGGAAACCCCACGCUGACUACCUGAAUAGGACGAGUACAGCAUUCUGAAUUCCAAGCACUUCAUUGGGAUUCAUGGCUACAUGCUGGUCUAUUCCGUUGCCUCGGUUCAGUCCUUUGAGAUGAUUGAGGUCAUCAGAGAUAAAAUUCUCAACCACUUGGUAGGACUGCUUACCUAACUUGAUACAUCUUUCAAACUCUGAUAUCUUCAGGGCUCGGAAUGGGUGCCAAUCGUCAUUGUUGGUAACAAGAGUGAUCUACGGCCAGAGCAACGUCAAGUCACGGCAGAAGAUGGAAAGCAACUCGCCGAAUCCUUCAAUUGUGCAUGGACGGAAGCCAGUGCCAGAUACGAUGAAAAUGUCACCAAGGCCUUUGAGUUGAUGGUGGCACAGGUGGAGAAGUCGCAGAAUCCUAAUGAGCCAACAGGUGGGAACAAGUGUUUGCUUAUGUGAAUAUGAGAGGUUGGUUAUACGUUGAAACCCCUAGGGAGGAUUGGCUUUUGUGAGUUCAUGAUUUGUUAUACGACGGGCAUUGCAUAAUCUUUUUGGUUGGCAGGCGAUGCUUCCACGUUCUGGCGUUUGGUAGAGGUUUCCGAUAUUGCUUGGGCGUUUAACUCAAAGAGCAUGGUAUGAUUCUGUGGGCAAAUACAAUUGGAUUAAAACUAUACAGUAGUUUCUUC